Molecule: messenger RNA, 1695 nt
Organism: Exophiala aquamarina CBS 119918
Lineage: Eukaryota; Fungi; Ascomycota; Eurotiomycetes; Chaetothyriales; Herpotrichiellaceae
Exons: 1
Coding region: 1-1695 (564 amino acids)
Biological process (GO): regulation of transcription by RNA polymerase II
Molecular function (GO): DNA-binding transcription activator activity, RNA polymerase II-specific; zinc ion binding
Source: RefSeq, a predicted model, not a curated record
AUGGGCCCCUUAGACCAAAGGAAACGAAAUGCCAAUGCGAAGCAUACUGUGAUUCAACGUCGAUCACACACAAAGUCCCGCGCAGGAUGCCUUUCCUGUAAGGCCAGGAGGAUCAAAUGCAGUGAGGAGAAGCCAAUAUGCGCCCACUGCAAGCUGAAAUCGAAGAUCUGCGAGUAUCCAGCCCCAAGAUUAAAUCCGGUCAAUCUACGUUUUGGGAAUGGCUGGGCCAUACCACUACCAGGACCUCCAUGCCUUCCAGUCUCUUCGGUAAAUGAUGAGUUCACGCUACGAGAUCUCAGGUUGUUCCAUCAUUUCCUCCAUCACGCCUACCCCUCCCUACCGUUGGGUAACCAGGCCACCUGGAUUCGUGAUGUCCCCCAGCUCGUCUAUGAGUACGAGCAUCUUAUGCAUGCUUUGUUGGCACUGGGUGCAUCGCAUAUUGGAUCCCGUACCAGUGGCAACGACGACACAAACAAGGACAACUACAGUGCACUCACGCACAGGGGUCGUGCUAUUGCAGGCUUGAAAAAAGCAUUUUCCCGUAACGACAAAUCGUCCUCUGAAUCUGACGCAAUGCUAGCCACUUGUUACGCUCUUGCAUUCCAAUCUGCUCAUCUCUCAAAUGGGGCUUUAGACUUUGCUACCUUUGUGCGUGGCUGUGCGAUGAUUACUCGCCGUAUUCAAGACGGGGAUCAAAGCACAAUAUUCAAUCUAUCCGCAGACCCUUCUCAGUGCCCCACAAAGCUGUCAUACUCCCAUGGCAGCUCGCUUCUGGACUUCAAGCUGUCAGCUUCGCUGGCAGAUCUCCUUUGCCGGAUAACAGAGGCUCUUGACAAUGCAGAAGGGCACAUGACUCGACAUCAGGCAGAAUGCAAUUUUUAUCAUGCCAUUCGUGCAACUUUCCUUGCACUGCAACAUUCACCGGCAAAGGGCUACGCACAGUUCCUGAGUUUCUACGCCGUCUGGUUCAAAAUGGCUGAGGACAGCUUGCACCUGCACCUCACGGCGGGUCCAGUAUCCGACUCAGCACAGCUGCUAUGGUCAUACUUCAUCGGAUUGCAGCUAUUCAUUGUCUUAAUUGUCAAGCAGGCUGCUAUGGAGAAGGGCGUGUCUCUGCUUGAGGAAGAUAGUGACCUCCGAAAUGCGAGAAUCUCGAAGCUCACCGCAACCCUGGGCUGGUUUCAAGCAAUUGCGAAGAAUAUCCCUUUUGGCCUAAUGCCCUUUAUCAAAUCGCCGCAGGGGAUGGCCGAGGAAGUCACUGUUGUAUUCAACGUUCCCAGCCCCACUGAGAAAGAAAUCCAAAAGAAACUCGAGAUUCUGCGAAACCUGGGCCUGAAUGCUCAUACCGUUCUAGUUAGUAUCCUUGAUAUUUCUGCGACGCUGACCAACUGGACAGAGGCAUGCCUGGCCAGAAUGUCUCGGCUCGAGACCCAGCCUGCUUUUCGAAACGACAGUGCCGGGCCGAUCACCUUUUCCAGUGACGACCAUUCAUUGUUGAGCUAUGAAAAAGCUUUGGAUCAGGAAUGGAGCCGUCGAGCGUCUUUGGAGGUGGCCAGCAUUGAUGGACAUAUAGGAAGUAUAUCGUCUGACUAUGUGGUGCCCGGCUCCGAUGAUGACUACUCGGCUUUGCACGAGGACCUUGACAUUCUCUACCGAUCCGAUAUGCUGCACUUGCAUUCUAAACUCAUGGAUUGA